This is a messenger RNA of Acanthosepion pharaonis, 1749 nucleotides long. NCBI's taxonomy places the organism in Eukaryota, Metazoa, Mollusca, Cephalopoda, Sepiida, Sepiidae. The record is from the annotation of a GenBank genome assembly.
AUGAACAGAAAUGGCUACAGUGGAAUUGGCCGAGUUACUGUAGCUACCACAAGCAGUUCAGUAACACCUGCUGAUCAUCUGCCUUGGUUUCCUUCCACAGCUGCUGGCGAUGGAUCAUGCCCAAGCGUAGGACGACGAUCUCCACCUCUGCAUCCUACUGGCACCACCACGACCGCUCACAGCAGGCGCUUGUCUAGCCGCACUGCUCUGUCCCUUUCUCCAGCAGACAGCUUGCAUUCUGUGCACGCAGCAGCACCGCCUCACCUGGAGAUGCAAUCGGUUCUCAACAGCAGCCAAUCGUCUAUUGGCAGCUUAUUUCGGCCUCCACUGACCGUUGCUGACCCAGCCCCAAGAAUCUACCACAGUACGCAAUACGGUGGUUCUCUCUACACAACUGCCAAUACUACCAUUGCUUCAUUUUCGUCUCUCUACAGUAUUCAUGGCCAGCCAGCCAGCCACAUGACAUCGGGUGCCGUGUCACCCUACAACGCAUUUUACGCUCAGUAUCCACAGGGCUACUCCCACGGCUGUCUCUUAUCGCCAGCUGGUCACUAUCCGCACAUUGACUCUUAUUCUGCUGUCCUUGCAAGCAUGGGCAGCCACGCUCAGCACGUCAGCCAGUCCCAACUACCUCGUACAUUUAUGCCUACACAUCUAUCUCAAUAUUCAACACUGUCAAGUCAUCGGACUGCAACACCGACCACGUCUCCCACCUCGAGUGGGAGCAUCAGACACUCACCCAGCCAGCAAGCUCUCAUGCACCGGCACUCACCCAAAGCUGAACAACUUCGAGAUUCCCUGUCAGAGGCUGCUGUCGUAGCAGCAGUUGAAGGCUAUGGCCAAUCUCCUCAUGGUCUUUCAACAAAAGACGAGAAAUCUCACUCCACAUCUCAACACAUGCAAUCACGCCAGUUGUCUCCCUUAACUGCUCAUAAUAAAAGCAGUGGCUCAGUAGUGAAGGAACCUUCCAUCAAAUCGGAUCUCAACAAAGACAUGGGUUACAAGCUACCUAGCGGGAAGGAGGGCAGCCUCAAGCACAGAAUACUCACCCGACCUUCCAAUAGCCAGAUUAACGAAUGCCCAGUAUCAGGGUCUGAACAAAUCAUGUCUGCUGGCACAAAAGGUUAUGCAAAAUCUGAGGCAAUUUCUCCAGCCAAGCGCUCAAAGUCAAUAAGUGAAAUGGCCUCUUCUGACUCAGAUGCUGGGUGUGGACAAUCGCAAUCCCAGGGCACUGGACAUGCCCAAGGGGUCCCAAAUGUUCCCAUGAUCCCUCAUUUGCAUUACCCACCACAUUUCAUGAAAGGCUCAAUCAUUCAACUUGCUAAUGGAGACCUAAAACGUGUGGAAGAUUUGCAAACAGAUGAUUUCAUACACAGUGCCGAGAUCAGUGCAGAUCUGAAAAUCGAUUCCAGCACAGUGGUUCGCACUGACAAGAAUAUUGAACGAGGAACAACCAUUCUCAGUUUCCUGGUUGGUGAAAAUAAAGUUCAGGUUACUGUGGAAGCUACCCUGGAGCACCCUUUUUUCGUUUUCGGACAGGGAUGUGGUUUCUCAAAUGUCUUUAAUAUAACGAUUAGUGAUUUGUUUCUUUGUCAACAGUUGGCCAUCUUUUAUUAUCUUCUGCUUUGCUUACUUCUUCUUCUCUCUCUCUCUCUCUCUCUCUCUCUCUCUCAUUUAGCAGUUUUCUACCCUUGUCUUUUUCUACCCUUGUCUUUUUUUUUUCAAUCGUUUUUUUUCUUCUCUCUCUAG